Messenger RNA from Cynara cardunculus var. scolymus (artichoke), 3434 nucleotides. Its product is annotated as TMV resistance protein N-like. Bases 12 to 3353 code for a protein of 1113 amino acids. Gene Ontology annotation, biological process: defense response; signal transduction. Gene Ontology annotation, molecular function: ADP binding. The transcript has 7 exons. Lineage: Eukaryota; Viridiplantae; Streptophyta; Magnoliopsida; Asterales; Asteraceae. The record is from RefSeq and is a predicted model, not a curated record.
CAUUCAUUCCAAUGGCUUCCAGUUCUUCCUCUUCUAGCAUUGCUUCACCUUCGGCUAACUAUGACAUCUUUCUAAGCUUCAGAGGCGAAGAUACUCGUCAUUCUUUUGCCGAUCAUCUCUAUGCCGCGUUAAUCCGAGCAGGAAUUUCCACUUUUAGGGAUAAUGAUGAAAUCAGUAGAGGUGAAGACCUCAAACCGGAAAUCGAGACAGCAAUCACAGCAUCCAAGGGCUCGAUAGUUGUAUUGUCUAAGAAUUAUGCAACUUCAACAUGGUGCCUCGAUGAGCUUUGGUUGAUCCUUGAGCGAAGGAGAGAGUUCGAUCAUUUCGUUCUACCGGUAUUUUAUCAUGUUGAUCCCUCUCAUGUUAAAAAGCAAGAUAAUACUUUCAAGAUACAAGUUAAAACCUCUUCAAAGUGGACGGAUGAUAACGUGAAACGAUGGAGACAAGCCCUUACGAAGGUUGCCGAAUUGUCAGGCUUGGUUCUUUCAGGGUCAGAAACAGAGUUUUUGAAGGAAAUCAUUGAUAACGUUUACUAUAAAGUUGGUCCCAAAAUAGUUAAUCUUCCACGCAAUCUAACAGGGAUGAAUGCUCGAGAUAAAGAUAUUAAUUCCUGGUUAAAGCAAUCCGACAGCAAAUUUCUAAUAAUUUGUGGCAUGGGAGGAAGUGGCAAGACCACGUUGGCCGAGUACAUUGUCUCUUCAAAUCGGCAACAUUUUGAAAUCAUUAGCAUUUUAAAAAACAUGGGUAGUAUACAUCAAAAACAAGGUAAUAUUGAUGUGUUAAUCCAACAAUUUGCCAAAGAUAUUGUAGGAGAGGGGAAACCCCAAACAUUGUGCGAGCGCUAUUACGUUGAUAGAGUUUUAGAAAGGAAAAAGGCACUUAUUGUUUUUGAUGACAUUGAUGAACCAAGACCACUGGAAAAAUUUAUCAAUUUCCAGAAAAUUAAUGAAAAAAGCAAAAUUAUAGUAACAACCAGGAACAAUAAUACGCAUAAUUGGUUUAGGACUAGAACUUGGAGUUGUCAUGAGUAUAAGAUGACAUUACUAGAUGAUGAAGAAGCACUAGAGCUCCUAAGUCUUCAUGCCUUUGGAUUCAAAAUUCCGAUGGACGGUUAUGAGGAACUUACAAAAGAGGUGCUACAGUAUUGUGAAGGAAAUCCACUGGCUCUUGAAGUGUUGGGUUCCUCUCUAUCAGAGGAUAUUAGCAUCCUAUUUUGGAGAAAUACAUUGGAUUUAUUGAAAAGAGAGAUGAAAUCUGGAAUCCAACAUGUACUCAUAAAGAGCUAUGACUCAUUGCCAGAUAAAAAUAGCAAAGAGUUGUUUUUGCAUAUUGCUUGUUUCUUUGUUGGCCAAGACAAGGAUUAUGUGGAAAAAAUAUUGGAGCUUGAUUAUUGUGCAUCAUCUGGGAUCAAAGUCCUAACCAAUAGAUGUCUUCUUUCUGUGUCACCAAACAACAAACUGAUGGUGCAUCAAUUGAUUCAAGAGAUGGGGAAAAGCAUAAUCAGUGAAGAAUCAAAACGCCCUGUAGAACGUAGUAGAGUUUGGCGUAGUAUUGAAUCUUACAAGAUCUUGCACAAAGGAGAGGGUUCCAAAACAAUGGAAGGUCUAGCACUUGAUAUGCAAGUUUUGCGGGAUGAUAAUCCACAAAUUUUGACGUCUUUAGAUCUUAAGACAGAUUCACUUACAAAAAUGGAUAACCUAAAAUUGCUCCACCUAAAUGAUGUGCAUCUCACUGGAUCCUACGAGRAUUUUUCAGAAGAUUUAAGAUGGCUAUGCUGGCGUCAGUUCGAUCUAAGAGCCAUACCCUUUGGCUUAUUCUUCAAAAGCUUGGUGGCUAUAGAUAUGCGAGAUAGCAAGUUGAAAGUUCUUCCAUUACUCAAGACUCUAAAUCUUCAAUCCUCCGAGUCUCUGUCCGCAAUCCGCAGUAUCUACCGACUCCCUAAUAUUGAGACUUUGAUUCUUUGUCAAUGUUAUGAACUAGUUGAUAUUUGUGAAACCAUUGGAGACUUAAUGAAUCUUGCUCAAUUGGACAUGUCAGAGUGUCCACAGGCACAGCUCUAUGAAAAAUUGAUUUUGCAAUCUACUGGAGCAAGUCCACUACUAAUUUUCUUUUCUUUGCCACAUUCUUUAGUGUGGUUAUCCCUUAGAGACUGCACCCUUGAUGUUACUAAACAUUUUUCUCCGAGUUCCAGCAUUCAACCAAAAUUGCAGUACCUGGAUUUAGGCAGAUGUUGGUUUGAAAGCUUGACCAGCAACAAUCAUCUUGUAAAUCUUAGGGUCCUUAACUUGUCUUUAAGCCAUAGACUUAAAUGGCUUCUCUGUCUUCCAAGUGCACUUGCAGAAUUGUAUGUAUAUGAUUGUCACUCGCUAGAGAAAAUAACUUUUGAAUCACAUCGGUUCACACUGCAUGAGUUUGGCUAUGAAAAUUGUGCUCAGUUGAGUGAAGUGGAAGACUUCUUUAAAUUGGUGCCGGUAGCCAGACUUGAUGAAACUGAUUUGGGACACUURAAGUGGCUAAAGAAAUAUCAACAUCAUGAGGUGUUCCUGGUUGGUGAUGAUCAGAUCAUCGAAAACAGAAGUCAAAGGAUCCAGAUGCUGUAUGAAUUCGGUAUUGUGAGCACGUGCCUGCCAGACAUAAAGGAUCCAAACAUAACACCUGAGCAUAUAUCAGAAUCAACAUCUCUGUCCUUCGAGGUGCCUUCAUCUCCUAUGGAUAGGAGGCUCAUAGGAUUAAAUCUAACUUUCAAGUAUACAAUAUUAUCAGGUCAAGACURUGCAUGGUUUGCUAAAAUCCAUACCAACAAUGGUGUUGAUUUGAUGUACAAUCCCAAAGUCUGURGCGAUCCUGGAGAUGGAGGAGCUGGCAUAUGGUUAAGUUAUUGGCCAAUAGGAAGCAAGUUAUUAGUGGGAGAUAAAGUUAAUGUGUCUGUCAUUGUGAUGGGUGGUAUAUCGAAGAUACAUGAGUGUGGUGCAAGCCUUGUGUAUGCGGAUGCUGAUGAAACCAUGGGAAUUAACAUGCCAUGGAUAGAAACUCUUGGAGGGGAUUUGUCUGCAUUUAAACUAAUUACAGGAGCAUACUAUCUUUGUCGGCGUGAUUUUUUCAAGUUAAUGGAGGUUGGCAGAUUGGCACCAGGUUGGCUCACUAUUUUAGUCGGUGAUACCAUUGAUGAUAGAGAGGUACGAGGAUGGAGAAUGACCGGUCGACCUAAGCCGCCAUUUAACCCAUCACAAACAAAGUUGUACCCAUCAUUUGACCCACCACGAUUAGAGUUGUCACUUUUGCCAGGCUCACUACGCACAGAGGUGCCAGACUCAUUAUUUACAAAGUCGAAGAAGUUUUGUCGAAGGUUCUGAGACGAUAAUUAUGCUCUGUAUUUUUUCUUUCUUUUUGCAUGAAUUGGUUACUAGAACAAGAUGUGAUGUGAGGGCCUAUAU